AUGACCGGAACUAGCAACGUACAGCCAUCAGAUGUCCCGGGCCAGCAGCUAGAUGUGGGUACGUUACCAAACGAGGCCCUAGAGGCCAUCUACAAGCAGGUAGUAGUUGAGCUGGAUACGUUGUCCAAGACGCUCCCACUCAUCCAAGGAGCAAUCAAUGAGCGCAUUGCCGCAAUAGAGGCAAUCAAAAAGUUUCAGAGCAUCAAGCCGGAUGACGAAGUCCUUGUACCCCUCACUCUUUCUUCCUAUGUAAAGGGGAACGUCCCCGACACAUCGAAGGUCAUGGUCAUCCUCGGGGGAGGAUACACGGCGGAGAUGUCGGUACCAGAUGCCAUAGAGUUUGAGAAUUCACGCCUCCAAACCAGGCGCGCAGAGCUUAGCAAGGUCAAGAAUGCGAUGGCAAUUCACAACCAGACAAGAGCGCAGAUUGAGGACGAGGUAGAGAGGCGCAGGGUCUCAUCAACUGCCCAGAAGCAGUAA
Molecule: messenger RNA, 480 nt
Organism: Giardia duodenalis
Lineage: Eukaryota; Fornicata; Diplomonadida; Hexamitidae
Product: Prefoldin subunit
Exons: 1
Coding region: 1-480 (159 amino acids)
Biological process (GO): protein folding; regulation of DNA-templated transcription
Cellular component (GO): prefoldin complex; cytoplasm
Source: RefSeq, a predicted model, not a curated record